Molecule: messenger RNA, 839 nt
Organism: Drosophila teissieri
Lineage: Eukaryota; Metazoa; Arthropoda; Insecta; Diptera; Drosophilidae
Gene: pasi1
Exons: 5
Coding region: 92-601 (169 amino acids)
Source: RefSeq, a predicted model, not a curated record
UAUUAUUUAAAAAAGGUACGCCCACGCCCUAGAAACCAAAACAAUCUGUAAAUUUUUAAAGGAUAUAUCACAGGAUAAGCCUUUGAACAACAUGGUAGUGCUGAGUUCCUGCUGGUCGCCUAUCAUCUGGUCGGAUAAUGUCCGGACGGGGAGUUACGCCGUGGCCGCCUAUACGGCUGCCCUAUCCGUCGUAAUGAUCACGAUGAUUUCUUAUAUGCUGGCAGGCGGGGAGUCUGCGCAGCUCUAUUCCCCGCUCUUUGAGACGGAUAUCCGUUCAUCGAUGCCCGUGGCAGGUGGAUUCUUCAUCAUCUACUUCCUGCUGAUCAUCCUGUCCUCCUAUUUGGUCUACUACGGCAUUAAGAUCAGCACUCGGGGAUGGCUACUGCCCUGGUUGGGUCUCAUUGGCCUGGCCAUUCUCUUUCAGUUUUGCUGGAGCCUUUGGCUUAUUGGAGGCUACUAUAUAUAUCUGGAGCAAACCUUCUCGGCCCUUUUAAACUUUGUUUGGGUAGCCUAUAAUAUCUAUUGCUGGCUGGUGGUCUUUUCGCAGUACCAGAUAUUCCUGGAGAUCCAGAAUCCAAACAUUGAGCUGCUUAUGCCAUGAUAGGAGAACCUUCGUACGAAAGCUCGAAUAAUCCAUUAGAAUACUUUUUGACUUGACACGCAUCAAGAACUCCGUCCAAGCGCAUUUUUACAAUAAGAAUUCCGUACAAUUCCACAGAUGCCUACCAAAUAGUUUUAUACAAAUUUAUAUAUUUUACACACAUUUAUACACAAUCAAUUAUACUAAUGUGUAAAUCGAAUGCCUGCUAAACGACAAUUAAACUAAUAGAUUCGUAAAA